AUGGAGCCUACUGUUGUGGAGCCUACCGUUAUGGAGCCUACCGAGCCUACCCAAUUCUUUACCGACGCCUUUGUCGAUGUGCCCCGUGAUGAAGAACCGAAAAAGGCCAUGCCGGGCCUCGAUGAAUGGAAAGUACCUGAGAUAAUUUCUCGCGCAGAUGGCUCCUGCAUGUCUAUUUGGGAACUUGCUCGUGCUAAUGGAUAUCGCUUCGAAGGAGACCCCGAUGAGGCUCCCGGCUCGAAUUUUGACAAGGCCUUUGUUGAACUUGGGGUAGACCCUGUCAUUGGCCCAGCAACCCAGGAUCACCUGGAGCUUGGCCUUGAAUCAUCUAAUCCCAUCGUGAUUGAUGAUGUGACCCCACUGAGCCCUUGCACCAACCAGCCGGGUACAGUCUAUCCGCUGGAUACCCUCAAGUCUCUCGAAAACGCCGACCUGGGUCCUCCCCUUGCAGUCGUUCAACUUACUCCCGCUACUGAUGCCCCGGUUAUCAAAAACGCCCCGAUCAUCAUUAAUCCGGCUGCCAAAGUCGCUCCAGCCAAAGCCGCUCCAGUCAAAGCCGCUCCAAUCACUCAAGUUGCUGCAGUCACCAAAGUUGCUACUGCAGUCACUGAACGCGCUCCGAUCGCCAUUGAUCCAGCUGCUCAAGUCACCCCCGCCAUUGAUGCCCCGGUUACCAAAGCCAUCCCUCCAGUCAGCCACAUCACCCGUGUUGUUCCAGUCGCCAAUGUUGCUCCGGUCCCUCAACGCGCUCCGGUCAUCCUUGAUCCAGCCUUCCAAGUCGCUCCUGCCACCUCCAGUUCAGCUGUUGGUACGGUCAAGGUCUUUGAGUUGUCACGAGGCAAAUCGCGCCCUCAACCUGCUAAGCGACCGCCCAAGCAGAAAGCCAAGCGGGUUCCCAAGAGCAAGCAGGAUGACGAGCUACAUAAAAAGCAGAAGAAGACAAAGGCACAAAGCACUCCAAGCAAGGCGAAGGGAAACACAACUGCCCCAGUGACACCACCUCAGAAGAUUGCGCCUGCCCCGACGACACCCAUGCCUGCCCCAAUGAAACCAAUGCCUGCUCCAAUGACUCGUUUCCCUGCCCCGACUCCUGUCCCUGCCUCGAUGGCUCCAGUGCCAGCGGCCCAUCCCAGCCAAAAUCAGCUGCUUCAACUCCAACAGCGUCUUCAAAGUCAAGAGCACUAUCUUCGUAUUGAAUGGCACCAACUUAAGCAACAGGAAGCCCACCUGAAACAACAGCAGCCCGGAGAUCCAAACCAGCUCCAGAUCUACCAGCAGCAGUGUCAGCUUCAGAAACAGCAGCUUGACCUGUGCCAACGAAAGAUCAUGCAGCACAAACAGCAAGUCCGUCACUACCGGUAUCAGCAACAGCAACAGAAUGCAAUGCAACAACCCCAGCAAUUCCAAACUGCAGCGGCUCAGCAAGUUCAGCAGCCCACCCAACAAAUGCAGGCAGUUUACUCCAGCCCUCUCAAGGAGCGCAUGCAGUCUGUGAUGCAACAAACCCAGCAAAUCCACGUUACAGCGGCCCAGCAGGUUCAGCAGCCCACCCACCAAAUGCAGGGAGCUUACCAGCAAUUCCCAACUACAGCGGCCCAGCAAGUUCAGCAGCCCACCAACCAAAUGCAGGGAGCUUGCCAGCAAUUCCAAACUACAGCGGUUCAGCAAGUUCAGCAGCCCACCCAACAAAUGCAGGGAGUUUAUUCCACCCCUCCCAAGCAGGGCAUGCAGUCUAUGAUGCAGCAAACCCAGCAACUCCAGGCUUCAGCGAGUCAGCAAGUCCAGCAACCCACUCACCAAAUGCAGGGAGUUUAUCCCACUCCUCCCAAGGAGCGCAUACAGUCUGUGAUGCAGCAAACCCAGCAACUUCAGGCUUCAGCAGCUCAGCAAGUUCAGCAGCCCACCCAACAAUUGCAGGGAGCUUAUCCCACUCCUCCCAAGGAGCGCAUACAGUCUGUGAUGCAGCAAACCCAACAACUCCAGGCUUCAGCAGCUCAGCAAGUUCAGCAACCCAACCAACAAAUGCAGGGAAUUUAUUCCACCCCUACCAAGGAGCGCAUGCAUUCUGUUUCUUCCCUUUCCCCCGCUACGCCCAGCAAGAGAACCUUCCAGUUUAUGGAAAACAUCGUGCCUAGCAAUUUUGUGGCCAACCCAAACAAUCAUGCCCGAUGGACUGUUAGCCCUAAUGGCGACCGAACCUACUUGAACGGACCCAAGGCGAAAAAGGCACGAGUCUCUACAAAGUAG
Molecule: messenger RNA, 2247 nt
Organism: Penicillium samsonianum
Lineage: Eukaryota; Fungi; Ascomycota; Eurotiomycetes; Eurotiales; Aspergillaceae
Exons: 2
Coding region: 1-2247 (748 amino acids)
Source: RefSeq, a predicted model, not a curated record